AUGAAGAAAUGAAGAAGAAAUGCUCGAGGAUAAAACAAACAAAUCAGUUGCGUAACCAAAGUCUGCAACCUGGCAUUCAUGUUACCCUGCAGGGCAUCUCGACAACCCAUCCAAGAAUACUAUACUCCGAGGUAUCUACUACUUGACUUGACCCUUUGCAACCAGGCGAUGAAGCCCUUUCUGUGUCGUCUUCGUGCCAGAUCGUCCGGCCAUGGAGAACCUCAACGGGAAUACAGAAAGCGCCCCCUCUCCAAAGCAGGGGAAUGAGACGUCAUUGUCGGCAACAGUCAAGCUAUCACCAAAGAUAGCAGGGUGGUGCGUUGCCCUGACGUCUGCGAUUCUGCUCUACGGGUACGAUCUUGUCAUUGUGGGAAAUGUCUCCUCCAUGCCUGAGUUCCAACGAGAUUUCGGUCGAGAACUACACGGGCAACUGAUCAUCCCAUCACUCUGGCUCGGCCUGUGGAAUGUCGCAAAUAUGAUCGGGGGUGUCUGCGGCGCCCUCUCGGGGGGCGUUAUCCAAGACGCGCAAGGACGGCGCGGGUCGUUGGCGACGGCAAGUGUUGUCUCCGCGAUAGCAGUCGCCAUAGCAUACGUCGCCAACAUCCCCAGCUACCUCGCCGCGCGCCGGGGGGUGUUCUUCGUCGCCAAAGUGGUGCAGUCGUUUGCCGUGAACAUGGGCAUGUGCACAGCCCAGACAUACAUGUCCGAGGUGCUCCCCCCCCGGCUGCGCGGCCCCGUUCUCGCCUUCUUCCCCAUUUUCACGCUUCUAGGCCAGUUAAUCGGAAGCGUUGUCGUCUACGCAUCCCUGCAUAAGCCAGGCCCGCAGGGAUACCGACGCUGCUUCGUUUCCCAGUGGCCCUUCUCGGUUCUCCCGCUUGUCGUCGCGAUAUUCAUCCCCGAAAGCCCGACCUAUCUCGUUCGGAAAACCCGCCUGCACGCCGCGCGCCAAUGCCAGCGCCGACUGUCUCCCCCAACCGCGGACCCUGACGCCGUCGUCGAGCAGAUCCGCUUCUCGAUCGAGCGGCAGCAUCAGGCCGCCGCCUCCCGCGCCACGGCAGCAUCGGGAUACCUGGAUUGUUUCCGGGCCACGAACCGCCGCCGCACGGCCAUUGUGCUGUUCUCCAACCUGGUUCCGCAGCUCUUCGGCUUGACCCUCUUAGCAAAGGCGAGCUAUUUCCUGCAGGUCGUCGGUCUGGACGCCGACCACAGCCUCUUGUUCCUGCAAGUCAGUCUUGCGCUCGGACUGGUCGCGAACAUCUUGAGCAUACUCGCCUUGGCCAAGUUCGGACGAAGACCCCUGUACCUCUUCGGUCUGGCCGGCUGCACGGUGCUCUGGACUGCAAUGGGGGUCGCAGGGUGCUUCUCGGGCGUUGCCACAACCUGGUACACCGCAGCCACAAUGAUGCUACUCAUCGCCGUCGUGGGCGUCAGUACAUGGCCGGCUUCGUACGCCGUCAGUGCCGAGGCCUCGUCCCUCCAGCUCAGAGGCAAGGCGCAGGGCUUGGGCUGGCUUGUGAAUAGUCUUUCCAACGGCGUCUUUGGCCUCGUGCUCCCGUAUAUCUUCAACAACGACCAGGCGGCUCUCCGGGCAAAGACGGGCUUCGUGUACACGGGUCUCUGCGGCAUCGCUCUGGUAGGCGCAUGGAUGCUUAUUCCGGAAAUGAAGAAUAGGACCCCCGCGGAAAUCGAUCGCAUGUUCGAACUCGGACUGCCGACGCGCAAGUUCAAAGCG
Molecule: messenger RNA, 1732 nt
Organism: Aspergillus ochraceoroseus IBT 24754
Lineage: Eukaryota; Fungi; Ascomycota; Eurotiomycetes; Eurotiales; Aspergillaceae
Exons: 3
Biological process (GO): carbohydrate transport; transmembrane transport
Cellular component (GO): membrane
Molecular function (GO): carbohydrate:proton symporter activity
Source: RefSeq, a predicted model, not a curated record